AUGACCGACUACGACAAGCUCAAGGUCGCUGACCUGAAAGAUUUGGUGAAGGAGCGCGGCAUCACUUCUACUGGCCUGAAGUUGAAGCAGCAAUUCAUCGAUGCGCUGCAAGCGGAAGAUGCACAAGGUGAGUCUGGAGAGGGAGCUCAGGCAGCUGAGACCGAGAGGGUAGAGGUAGAGACGGCAGCGGAAGAGGAGGCGGACGCGGAGCUUCCGGCAGAGACUGCAGGAGAAAAUGGCAGCGGCAAUAACGCGACUGCGGCGGAACAACAGUCAGGGAAUGCGGAGGAUGAGCGCAGUGGAAGCGAUGCUGAAGUGUCGAACAAGCGGAAGCGACGAAGCGCGACACCGCCAUUGAGCGACGAGACCGUCAGCAAGAAGCUCAAGACAGCCGACGAGCAGCCUGUCAAGCUACCUGAACAUGUCGCUGCCGAAGCCCCGGUGCCUAUGGACCAAGAUACCGAAGCCGAGAGGAAAGUGCUUCCAUAUGGCAGCAGUGAUGAUGUCGUGGAAAUGAAGGAGCCAGAGGCAGACUCCGCCAUGACUGAAGCAGUCGGUGCAGCUGGAGCUACGCAGUCUCGUCCUCGUCCGGAUGCCACUGAAGAUGAAGAUGUGGAAAUGGAUACUUCAUCGCCCCCUUCGAGACACCCUGUUACCCGCGCUCUAUAUCUCAACAACCUCGUCCGCCCGUUAAAGCCUGAACAUCUCCGUGAGCAUUUGCUCGCUGUAUCGUCCUCUGAGGAUUCGGCAAUAGAGAUCUUCCAUCUGGAUAAGCUCCGCACGCACGCUUUUGUCCUCUUCGGCUCCAAGUCAGCGGCUACCCGAGUAAGAGCCGCUCUUCACGAUAAGGUGUGGCCGGAUGAGCCGCAACGCAAGGCUUUAUGGGUGGACUACAUCCCAAACGAAAAAGUGCAGGAAUGGAUCGACACUGAAGUCAACAGAGAAGCUCGAAACGUAAGAUGGGAGGUCGUGUAUGAAGAUUCCGAUUCGGGCGUGAUUACAUCUCUCCAAGAUGUAGCUAGCCCUGGUGGAAAGCCCUCAAAUGCUGGCGGCCCUCCAUCAAUGCGACCACCAGCCCGGCAUGGAGACGGCAUGCCAAACGCGCCUUCAGGUCCACGAAGAUAUUCAUCACAAUCACUGCAGCCACCGACUCCGCAACGAGAAAGAGCGGCUCAGUCUAAGUCAUUCGACUCGCUGGAUGCAAACUACAAAUUCACGGAGUCGAAGCCCAAGAUCUACUAUCAGCCAGUAGCUCAAGAGCUGGUAGAGAGUCGCCUCCAGGAGCUUGCUCAGGGUACAAGUCGCGAUUGGGAUGAUCGGCAAGCUGAUCCAUCCCUUUAUGCCGAGGGCGAACUUCGAAGAUACACUUUUGAAGAUGGUGAUCGGCUUGUUGAUGGUGGCGCAGACUUUGGUCUUUUUGGUCGAAGGCCAGCCAGAGGUGGCUUCCGAGGACGAGGCCGCGGUGAUAGAGGUGGCAUCAGAGGAGAUCACUAUCGCGGUGGAGGUGCUAGGAGGUAG
Molecule: messenger RNA, 1518 nt
Organism: Pseudocercospora fijiensis CIRAD86
Lineage: Eukaryota; Fungi; Ascomycota; Dothideomycetes; Mycosphaerellales; Mycosphaerellaceae
Product: SAP domain protein
Exons: 1
Coding region: 1-1518 (505 amino acids)
Molecular function (GO): nucleic acid binding
Source: RefSeq, a predicted model, not a curated record